CCGAACAUGAUCAAACUGAUCACCCGGCUUGAUUGCAAGGCAUGCAAUCUCUGUCACAUACCAACUAGCAUAGCAACUGCACAGAUCUACUGAGAUCAGAAGUUUGUAUUUGGCUACACAGAUCGAAGUCAUAAUUUAUUUAAUGUUUGUUGUUACAGCGUAACUGCACUAUUGUCUAUAGAAAUAUAGAUCUACUGCAUCGGAGUGACCAGGAUGGAGUGGCAGCCAGAUGAACAGGGUCUGCAGCAAGUGCUUCAGCUACUCAAGGACUCCCAGUCCCCAGACACAGCAACACAAAGAGCUGUGCAAGAAAAACUGGAGCAACUUAAUCAGUUUCCAGAUUUCAACAACUAUCUCAUUUUUGUCCUCACAAGCCUCAAAUCUGAGGAUGAGCCCACUCGCUCUCUGAGCGGCCUUAUACUGAAGAACAAUGUAAAGGCUCACUACCAGAACUUCCCUCCCAAUGUGGCUGACUUCAUCAAACGAGAAUGCCUCAACAACAUCGGAGACCCUUCACCGCUCAUCAGAGCUACAAUUGGUAUCCUGAUCACGACCAUAGCCUCUAAAGGAGAGCUGCAGACCUGGCCAGAACUGCUGCCUCAGCUCUGUAAUCUGCUCAACUCGGAGGACUAUAACACCUGCGAGGGUUCUUUUGGAGCGCUGCAGAAAAUCUGCGAGGACUCAUCUGAAUUGUUGGAUAGCGAUGCUCUGAACAGACCUCUCAACAUUAUGAUUCCCAAAUUCCUCCAGUUCUUCAAACACUGCAGCCCCAAGAUCAGGUCCCAUGCUAUAGCAUGUGUGAACCAGUUCAUCAUUGGUCGAGCUCAGGCUCUGAUGGAUAACAUAGACACCUUCAUUGAGAGUCUGUUUGCACUGGCCGGUGACGAGGACAGUGAAGUGCGGAAGAACGUGUGCAGGGCUCUUGUCAUGCUGCUGGAGGUCCGCAUUGACCGCCUCAUCCCGCACAUGCACAGCAUCAUCCAGUACAUGCUGCAGCGCACCCAGGACCCAGAUGAAAACGUAGCUCUGGAGGCCUGUGAGUUCUGGCUGACACUGGCUGAACAGCCCAUCUGCAAAGAAGCCCUGUCUGGCCACUUGGUCCAAUUGAUUCCUAUCUUGGUGAAUGGGAUGAAAUACUCUGAGAUUGACAUUAUUCUUCUAAAGGGAGACGUUGAAGAGGACGAGACGAUUCCAGACAGUGAGCAAGAUAUCAAACCUCGCUUCCACAAGUCCCGCACCGUCACUUUGCAGCACGAAGGAGGGGAGGGCGAGGAGGGGGAAGACAUUGAUGACGAUGAGGACGACGAUGAUGAUACGCUGUCUGACUGGAACCUACGCUGCAUGCAAGGCAUGGUACCUUAUUUGCCUGAGCUCAUCCCCCACCUUAUUCAAUGUUUGUGCGACAAGAAGGCCCUGGUCCGCUCCAUCGCCUGCUGGACCCUCAGCCGCUAUGCCCACUGGGUGGUCAGCCAGCCCCCCGACGCCCAUCUCAAACCCCUCAUGACUGAGCUGCUCAAACGCAUUCUGGAUGGCAAUAAGAGGGUGCAGGAAGCGGCAUGCAGCGCGUUCGCUACCCUGGAGGAGGAGGCAUGUACGGAGCUGGUGCCUUAUCUGAGCUUCAUCCUGGACACGUUGGUCUUUGCUUUUGGGAAGUAUCAGCACAAGAACUUGCUCAUUCUUUAUGAUGCCAUAGGAACACUGGCGGACUCCGUGGGUCACCAUCUCAACCAGCCUGAGUACAUACAGAAGCUGAUGCCUCCGCUGAUAGCCAAGUGGAACGAACUAAAGGAUGAAGACAAAGAUCUCUUCCCUCUGCUAGAGUGUCUGUCGUCUGUUGCCACGGCGCUGCAGAGCGGCUUUCUCCCAUACUGCGAGCCCGUCUACCAGCGCUGCGUCACCCUGGUCCAGAAGACACUGGCUCAGGCCAUGAUGUACAGUCAGCAGCCGGACCAGUACGAGGCACCCGACAAGGACUUCAUGAUCGUGGCUCUGGAUCUUUUAAGUGGCUUGGCUGAGGGACUUGGGGGCCAUGUGGACACACUUGUGGCUCGCAGUAACAUCAUGACUCUGCUUUUCCAGUGCAUGCAGGAUACGAUGCCUGAAGUAAGACAGAGUUCAUUUGCUCUAUUGGGUGACUUGACGAAGGCUUGCUUCCCUCAUGUCAAACCAUGCAUUGCUGAAUUCAUGCCAAUCCUUGGGACAAAUCUGAACCCAGAGUUCAUCUCAGUCUGCAAUAACGCUACCUGGGCCAUAGGAGAGAUCUGUAUGCAGAUGGGAGUGGAGAUGCAGCCGUACAUCGCUAUGGUUCUCAACCAGCUGGUUGAGAUUAUUAAUCGACCAAACACCCCCAAGACCCUGCUGGAGAACACUGCAAUCACCAUCGGUCGACUCGGCUAUGUGUGCCCUCAGGAGGUUGCUCCCAUGCUGCCGCAGUUUAUCCGACCUUGGUGUACGUCUCUGCGGAACAUCCGAGACAACGAGGAGAAGGACUCUGCCUUCCGCGGGAUUUGCAUGAUGAUUGGUGUGAACCCAGGAGGUGUGGUGCAGGACUUCAUCUUCUUCUGUGAUGCAGUGGCCUCCUGGGUGAAUCCUAAAGAUGAUCUGAGAGACAUGUUCUACAAGAUCCUGCACGGUUUUAAGGAGCAGGUUGGGGAGGAGAACUGGCAGCAGUUCUCAGAGCAGUUCCCCCCACUGCUAAAGGAGAGACUGGCAGCCUGCUACGGCGUUUAGAUACACCCACCCUAGAGGUGAGCCAGCAGGAGGAGGGUGAAUGGGAAACUCAUCCAUCUGUGUAUUGCACUGCCCUGAUCUGGGGGGAGGGAGAGGGAUGCUUUUGGCCGCUCCCCCUGACGGACGGCCCCCACGCCCUAUGUGU
Messenger RNA from Xiphias gladius (swordfish), 2875 nucleotides. RefSeq names its product transportin-2 (gene tnpo2b). Gene Ontology annotation, molecular function: nuclear import signal receptor activity; small GTPase binding. The record is from RefSeq and is a predicted model, not a curated record. Lineage: Eukaryota; Metazoa; Chordata; Actinopteri; Istiophoriformes; Xiphiidae. Gene Ontology annotation, biological process: protein import into nucleus. The coding region runs from base 214 to 2730 and encodes 838 amino acids. Gene Ontology annotation, cellular component: cytoplasm; nucleus. The transcript has 23 exons.